GGGAUGCCCGCGUGAGGCUCGGUGUGCACGUUGCGAACGCAAGAGGGCGCUGCAGGAUCGGGGCAGGAUGCGGGCAAGGAUGGCAGCCACAGAGGCCGUGCACCACAUCCACCUACAGAACUUUUCUCGCUCGCUACUGGAGACUCUCAACGGGCAGAGGCUAGGCGGUCACUUUUGCGAUGUGACCGUGCGUAUCCGUGAGGCUUCUCUGCGUGCUCAUCGCUGUGUGCUGGCCGCGGGCUCACCCUUCUUUCAGGAUAAGCUGCUGCUUGGCCACUCAGAGAUUCGUGUGCCACCAGUGGUGCCUGCGCAGACAGUGCGCCAGCUGGUCGAGUUCCUGUACAGCGGCUCGUUGGUGGUGGCACAGGGCGAAGCACUGCAGGUACUCACUGCAGCGUCGGUGCUUCGCAUCCAGACCGUCAUUGACGAAUGCACACAGAUUAUCGCUCGUGCCCGUGUCCCCAACACCCCGGCGCCUGCGCCUCUGCCACCACCCGUGCCCCCUCCACUCGCACCGGCGCAGCUGCGCCACCGGCUUCGCCACUUGCUGGCCGCCCGCCCCCCAGGCCAUCCCAACGCCGCGCACAGCCGCAAGCAGCGCCAGCCUGCGCGUCUUCAGCUACCUGCACCCCCAGCACCCAUCAAGGCCGAGGGGCCUGAUGCAGAGCCAGCGCUGACUGCCGCCCCUGAAGAUAGAGGUGAAGAGGAUGACGAUGAGGAGACGGAUGAAGAAACCGACGCUGAAGAAGGUGAAGGCGGAGGCGGUGGCCCGGGUGAAGGCCAGGCUCCCCCUGCCUUCCCCGACUGUGCAGGGGGCUUCCUUACCGUUGCAGCUGACAGCGCUCGAGAGGAUCCCCCUGCAUCCACUGGCAUCACUGAUUAUGGUGGUGCCGGGAGAGAGUUCCUUCGGGGGACUGGGGUCACUGAAGAUGUGUUCCCAGAUAGUUACGUGUCAGCUUGGCACGAGGAAGGCAGCGGAGGUCCAGAAGGUUGUCCAGUGGAAACGUCUGCUCCACCCGACUGUGCCCUGGCUGGGCCUCGCCCGACCGGUGUGAAGACCCCUGGUCCCCCCGUGGUUCUCUUUCCCUUUCACUUGGGUGCUCCGGGUCCCCCAGCGCCAACACCUCCUACUCCAUCUGGGCCAGCCCCUGCACCCCCACCCACCUUCUACCCCACCCUCCAGCCAGAUGCAGCCCCCAGUGCUCAGCUGGCAGAAACGCAGGCUUUGCCUGCAGCCCCUGCUGCUCAGGCUACAGCCAUCUCAGGCACUCCUGUGCGCGCCCCCGGUGCCCCAGGUGCUGAGCAACCGGCCUAUGAGUGUAGCCACUGCCGCAAGACAUUCAGCUCGCGGAAAAACUACACCAAGCACAUGUUCAUCCACUCUGGGGAGAAGCCACAUCAGUGCGCUGUGUGUUGGCGAUCCUUCUCUCUACGUGACUACCUGCUCAAGCAUAUGGUCACACACACUGGUGUGCGAGCCUUCCAGUGUGCAGUGUGUGCCAAGCGCUUCACUCAGAAGAGCUCACUCAACGUGCACAUGCGCACACAUAGGCCUGAACGUGCGCCCUGCCCUGCCUGCGGCAAAGUUUUCUCACACCGGGCACUGCUGGAAAGACACCUGGCAGCUCACCCUGCACCUUGAUAGAGAGCCAGCUUCACACCGCUGGCUGGUGUAGUCAGCCGCCUUGGACUAGGUCCACUCCAGCAGAAGGCUCCUGCUCUGGAGUACGGACCCUUUCCCUUCCCUACUCUGACCCUGUUUUCCCUGUGGACUUGGGACCCAGAACCCUAUUUCUCUCCUACACUUGCUUAGCUUCUCUCGAUGGGAGAGCGAGAUGAUCAGGGCCCCUCGCACCUCAGAGACCAUUUCCAGGUUGAGCUGGGCAAACACAUUCUUGGAACCUGAUGCUGGAUUUGUGACCCAACCCCUGCCAGGUAUGGUGUCUAGAGUUGUCCUUUGCCCCUGUGCUGGGCUAGAAUUCUCUGACCUCACCCCCAGUCUGGAGCCACCCUUCCCUCAUUGGGCACCUAUGGAGGCCCAGAUGGACCUACCUUGGGACUUUAGGAUUCCAGUCUAAUAAAGGACAUCGGGCCAGUACAUGCCUCGUAGGCUUUCUGGGCUGUGGGGUUGGGGCUUGGUCCCUGUGUCCCUGACUCACACUUUUGCAGUGCCCUGAGAUUUCCUGAGCAGGUAGGUGCAAUUUGGUUUGAUAUCCUAGUCUUGUAUUUUGGGAUUUAGGUGGGUAGGUAGGCUUCAUAUAUAACAGUCCUGAAGUGUUCAGCCCUGUGGGCAGGGGAGUCCCAGUCCCAAUGUUGGCUGUUACAUUUCGACAAUGCAGAAAUAAAACCCCCUUUCAACCAGAAACCCUUUAGCUUUAAAAUUCCACCUCCCCCAUUUUGACAGACAUGAAUAUUGGACACCUACUUGUGAGAUGCUCAGGAGGGUUCUUUGGGGGCCAGGCUGCUUUGAGGGCAUUUGAACCCUGGAUGUUAAGCACUAAGUACUAGAGAACCCAGAGUGAACUGGAUGGCUGUGUCAGGUGAAUGGGAAGCCAAAAUGGUUAGGACCCAGCUUGCCAAUUGAAUAUCCUAAUGAUCUAGUGUCAAAGAAACCAGUGUUAGAUCUGUUAUCAGCUCAGAGAGGCAUCAUCCUCCCUGUCUCCUUCCCAUACCUUACGCAUCUGUACCUAACUGUAAGGAUCUGGUGGUUAUCCUGCAAGGCCAGGCCCCAGCCCUGCCUGUGUCUUCUGGGCCUAUAGGGUUCCUCUGUGGCUGGGUAUCAAAAGCAUUGCUCAGCCUCUGAGUCCCAGUGUUGUGAAAUCUGCUUAGAUUCAGCACAACUCAAAUAGCAAGUUAAAACAAAACAAACAUGUAAUCAAUCAGCUACUGAUAGAUCAGGAAUGCAGACUUGGGAGCCGAACUGCAACUCCCUGUCCCACCCUCAGCCAGAAUGUUGCAGAGCUUUUAAGCCUUAAUUGUGGAUUUUUGCAAUAUCAAAAUAAAGUACCUUUUUGGUUUCAAGAUCA
Molecule: messenger RNA, 3026 nt
Organism: Grammomys surdaster
Lineage: Eukaryota; Metazoa; Chordata; Mammalia; Rodentia; Muridae
Gene: Zbtb45
Product: zinc finger and BTB domain containing 45
Exons: 3
Coding region: 68-1642 (524 amino acids)
Biological process (GO): negative regulation of transcription by RNA polymerase II; regulation of cytokine production; regulation of immune system process
Molecular function (GO): protein binding
Source: RefSeq, a predicted model, not a curated record